Panicum virgatum (switchgrass) is the source of this 6849-nucleotide messenger RNA. RefSeq names its product protein JINGUBANG-like. Bases 5514 to 6740 code for a protein of 408 amino acids. The record is from RefSeq and is a predicted model, not a curated record. The transcript is spliced from 5 exons. Gene Ontology annotation, molecular function: protein binding. Lineage: Eukaryota; Viridiplantae; Streptophyta; Magnoliopsida; Poales; Poaceae.
GAUGCACUGAGAAUUUUGAAGCAAGUUGGCUGGUAUAAUAAGCAUUGGAAUUGGCCAAAUCCUUUCCACUCCUUUAUCAGCCUCUUCUUCCACUAUGGCACAUCUCACUGAGAAAGCCCAAAUUCCAACUCAUGGCUUUUCUUCACAUGAAAUGGGUAUCCUUAGUCUAAGAAUCUGAUAUUGCAGUUUGCUGAAACCCCUCAGAGAGGCAACUGCCAGUCUGCCACUGCCAAAACUUGGCAUGCACAUUUGCUCAAAUCUGAUGUGCAGGCAACAGCUGCCUGUGAAUACUGGUGACCUGGUAUGAGUGUUGGGAUCAUGUCCAUGGUGGCACCUGUUGGUAUUCUCAGCACAUGCAAUAUACACAAUGUGACAGGUGACAUUGCUGACCUUAGAACAUAGGCUUAAGGAAAGCUCUGACAAGGUGGAACAUAUCCCUGUGGGUGAAGGGGACAUUGGGCUCAUGGGCUGUUAAACAUUUGUGUACAGGUCUACAGGAAGUUGUGAUGCCUAGCAGCCUAGGUAUGUAGUUUCUGAAGCAUUUAGGGUGAUGCGAACUGCAUUUGCAUUCUUGUCUGAAUUCUGGCCUUGUGGGUUGUGCCUUCCAAAAAAAUCAAAAUCUAUUGAUAAUCAGAUUCAGAGGGGUUCAUCAUGUCAAUUUAUCUGGCUUCUGAAGCUGUAUGUGGGAUUGCAAAGGACCAAGGCUUCAUAGUUCAGCUAUGAAUGCAUGAGGAUUGCCUGCAGAACUGCCCGGAAUGCAUGAUCCAUGUUUUGAAGUAUAUGAUAUUCUCUCUAUCAUUGAUAUAUGAUGCCAUCAGGGGUGGACCCAGGAUCCAUCAGGGGUGGACCCAGGAUUGGACUACACCCCGGACUAAGCUAGUUAAAACACUGCAUUUUUUAAGUUAAGCUACCAUGGACAUGGAGAUUUUGACCAAGAACAAGGCUGCAGCCCCGGCAGCCCAGGUCGCAGGGUCACCGGAAGGGGAGAGAAUCCCCCACCUGAAUUCCAUUCAAAGUGUGGCAGACCACGGAUCAAAGGCCUCGUUUUUACGGAAAACGAGACAAAACCUUACAUCGGCGCGUCUACCUAGCUAAACUAGAUCUCAGAUCGGCGCCAUGCCCCAGCACAAGGGCAAAGGUGUGGCAAACCACACAAAAAUCAACACGGUGCCCUAGCAUAAGGGCGGAAAUGUGGCCUAACCCACAGAUAACAAAACCAAGCCCUUGCAUAAGGGCGAAAAUGUGGCAUAUGGAUGGAUAAAGGUGGUGCGGGAGUCGCAACGACAACGCCUCCAUGGAGGAAAUCGGCACCCGCAGGCGUCGACGUCGUCGCUGGUUGAGAAGAACCAAGAUUGGCUUUCGCCAGCGAGUCGCACCACCCCGUCGAAGCAGGUCUUCUGGACAGCGCCUCCAUGGCGAACGCGACAUCAGCGCUGCUGCCGCUGCCCGCCCAGCAUCUGGGCAGAGUUUCCUCCGAAGAACCCGCUUGACACGGCACCGCUAUGGAUGGAGAGCAGCACGCCAUGGCCGAGCAGGGUCGCCCUCAUUCUGUCGAGGGCUCACAAAGACCAAUGCCGUUGUCCCGUCACCCCACAGAAGCCUCUUCAGAGGGCCAUCAACGCGCCGGUUGCACGCAGUAGCCGCACAGCUGCGUCGGGCACCCCUCCGGUCAGGCAGCACAUGGGGCUGGACCUUGGCUCCACUGCUCGCAUCACACCGCCGCACGUCGAGGCUGUCGCCGACCACCGCCGCCGGCACAGCACCCCCGCCGCCAGUAGGCCAAUCGGAGCGCCCGCUCACCAAUCGUGAUGCCGUGUUUGCCACGAGCCGCGGCCGCAACCACAACAGAGGUGGCCGCCGGCCACCAUGGCACCCGUCCGCGCCCCACGACGGACACCCCCGCGUGGGUGAUGCCGCCGCCGCCGCCGCUCAGGGGCGUCGGGGGGCUCCACAACGUACAUCCGGGCCCGGGGGCGCCGGAUCCGGCCGCCAGCGACCACGCGGAAACCGGCCACGCGCCGCGACGGAUGCUCCCGCGUGGUGGAAGCCGCCGCCGCCACCACUCCGCGUAGAUCCGGCCAGGGGGUCACCGGAUCCACCCUCGGGGGCGCCGGAUCUGGCCUCGGAGUUGCCGAGUUCGGCUGUAGGCCGACAACCGCCAUGGGGAGCAGAACUCGAAGUGCCCCCGCAGGACUCGGGAAGAGGAAAAAGCGGCCUCGCCGCCGCUGUCCCUGCAGCCGAGCGGGCUUCCGCUGGCCUGCUCGAGCGGCGGCGAGUAGGAGGGACGGGGGAGGGGGCUCGCGGCGGCGGCGGCUCGGGUGCCGCCCGAGUCGCCCGCUAGGAGCGACGCGGGGUCCUUUUCCUGUGUUUCACCAUGCUUCUUUUUUAUUUUUCUGGUAAACAAACUGCAUGAGCAUGGGAGCAUGAUGCUUAUGAUUUACAAACUAUGUUAAUGAUAGUCUUCUUUCUUUGUUUCUAUUCCUUAGCAAUGCUUGGUUGUUUUGCUUAGACGUCUACAGGAUUUUAUGGCUCCUAUGUCCCACCGUGUUUGAGGUACAAAGAUAUAUCUCAUCAUCAUUGCUGAAUCAUACAAGAAAGGAAUCGAGUAUAACAAUUUCAGAGAAAACCAAAGUUUCAGAUAUAGAUCCAUUAACAGACAAUGGAACCAUGUGUGUUAAGCCAAUUAUAAUACUCAGUCUUAAAAACUAGAUACAUCUGUGUUUAGUAAGUGUCCUUCAACCUUCUAAAAUUGAUGAAGUUUGAGAAAGUUUCACAGGAAUGAAACGCGAAAAUUAGUCUUGAACUGAGUUACUUUAGUUCUGUGAACAGAACGGUAGACUAUGAUGACAAUCUUGCAAAAAGUGUCUGACUAUUUAGCAGUCAAACUAAAAUCAGGUUCUGUCAGGAAAGCUCUCUUAUCCAGAAAUAUCUAUACACAUAUGCAGGUGCGUAGAGUAUCCUGGUAUGGAUUUUCUUUUAAUUUUGGGAGACGAGGACUUUGCCACUGUAUCAUGCACCAAGAAAGAAGAAUCUUUUGAUUGACCACAUCAAUUUGAUAAUUUACUUGCAGUCAGAUCAAACUGCAGUGAAACAAAGUGUUAUUUCAAUCCAGUAAGCAAAUUGGCUUACAGAUAAUUUCAUGUAUGUGGAUAGAUUAGUGCAGAAAAAAACAAAGGGAAUGAUUUGAAGUAGGAUCACAAUUGAUGAAAAUAUUGGAUUCUUCUGGAUCACCAUCAUUUAGUCUUGAUUUAUCACAAGCAAUUUACAAAUUUCAACCGGCUACCGAUAGGCCAUGGCUAAUUUGUACCACCAGUCAUGUGGCUUAUCUGCUGUAAGUUGUCUAGCAUGGUUGUCCUACAACUACAUAAUGAUUCAUGGACGGAGAAAAAAGAGGGGAGAGGUAGGCAGAAAGGAGGCCCUUCUAUAACACUGUGUUGUCUGCGUCAUUUCUGUUGCUUUCAUUGAGAGAAUUUACAUGCUAUGAGCCAAGCUGGAUCAACUGUGGCUUUUUUGAAAAACCAGAAGGCUACAAAGUUAGUGUCUCACAUUUGGAAGGUAGUUCUGCUGAAUGAUCAGUCCAAGAUCAAUUCUCAAGUCCCAAGUGGCAUGGUAGGUUGUUCUUAAAUGACUGAUUGUUGGUUUCCAUUGUUGGUCUUUGGCUUCAGUUGCUGUUUACUGUUUUCUGCAUUUCUGCCCUUUGAACUUAUAAUACCUUUCUUAGUUUGGUAGACUUGGUGUCUCUAAGGAUCAAAUCUUAUGUUAACUUUCAUGAUGUAAAAGUUAACAUAGGAGCUGAGUUGGUUCGACAAGGAUUAUGGUCUUAUUUCGGGGAUCAAUCUUGUCUGAGUGCUUCUGAAAGGCUCCAUAUACUCACUUGAACUUUGUAGUUAAAUAUAUCCUGGAACUGAGUGCAUUAGUUUAUCAUCAUGUGCAUAAAUGUUAUGUGCAUGCACAUGUGUGUGAACCAGUUGACAACAUUCUUAAUCUUUUAUUCUGAAAGGCUCCAUAUACUCACUUGAACUUUGUAGUUAAAUAUAUCCUGGAACUGAGUGCAUUAGUUUAUCAUCAUGUGCAUAAAUGUUAUGUGCAUGCACAUGUGUGUGAACCAGUUGACAACAUUCUUAAUCUUUUAUUCACUUUUUAUGGCUAUAAUAGCCUCAAGAUCUUGAAAUCAUCAUGUCUAUUUGUUCUGAUCAGUAGAUCUACACCUACACCUUUCAUAUUUGGUAAAGCUGAUCAUGCUGGUGGCUAAAAUUAAUUUCAUACAUCUCUUCUCCUCUCCUUCCAUGAGCUCUGUUUUGUUUAUGAAGUGAGAAUUCAAUAUUUUAAGAGAGUGAGAAUGCACAGCUUCUUUAUCUGUUAACACAGUAAGCUUUCCUGUACUAGCUUUAACAGUGUCUAUCUUAUCUCUGUUGCUGUUGCAUCAUGUCUUUUGGUCCUUGAUGAUAAGUAAUGGAUAAUGCAACAUGUUUAGUGUCUGUCUGCUUCCUGCGCUGUGACAUAUCGAUUGGGCAUCUCAAGUGGGGUCCCCCCGAGCUAGUGUAAUUCUAUUCUUCUCACAGACAGGAUAUUUAUUUUUAUCUUUGCUUCUUGAUAGCACAGUUUUUACUAGACUGAAGACCUUAAAACAGCUGAAAUCUGGUUUUGAGGAAUUUAAAGUAUCUAAUCUUGUUUCUCAGAUAUGCACAUUUGAGAAUUAUUUUGAUUUUUAGGGCAGAACUACUUUAUUUUUUUUUAUUUUUUUGCUUCAUUUCCGUGGCUGAGUGCUUUAUGCAACGGUUUCUUAGUGAAACUGAGGCUAUGAGCUUUGGCAAUACAAUUUCGUCAAUAUUCUUGAAGGAAACACCAAUCCUAUGUUCUUAACAAGUUUAUGUCCAAAUGUUCUGUUGAAUUGUACCUCAACUGUAAAUGGGAAUUGAUAAACGGUCCCCAUAUCGUUGCAUGACAUAACCGUUUUUUACCUAAACCUGUUUGAGUUGAGAUAAUUGUCAUAUUGAUGUGCCUCACUAAGUAGCUGUUCGGUUGCAUACUUGCAUUACGGAGGUGCCCAGUGUUCAGCUACAUUAGUAAUGGGGCUUUUCAGAGUUAAACAUCUCGAUAUGAUAGCAAAGCAUAGGUUUAUCUUCUACCAUGUUUGCAAAAGUAUAUCACUGCAGCAAAAUCAAACUGUUGAAUCUUUCUGAAACGAGCUGCAUAUGGAGAUCAUAUCAAAUUACACCCAAGUGAUCAUUGCAAGCUCACUUUUGGUGGAAAAAUAUGCAUGCUGGAAAGUGGGAGGAAGAAGCCGAGAAAGAAAAGGAAGCUGAAUGUAUUCCCAACACGGCAAGGUGAACCCGCAUCAGCCGUGCUGACACAGACGUUUUACCAAGAGUCUUGUCCCCAGAAUCUAAAGCACUCUAGACUGUCUUUUCCCCUACUCAUGUACCUGUCAGCUGGGCUUUCUGCACUGUGACCUCAUCUUUCAGGUUGCAAGUUUGCAGCAGUGAGCUCUUGUCUAUAAUAACUGGUUUUCCAUGAGUUGUAGUAGGCAAAAAAACCAAGGCCAUGAUGUGUCUGAGACGGAACAAACCAUUUCAUUCUCGUCGCAAUCGAGUCACCCUUCCUUGCAGCACUCCCCGAACCCAAGCCUGAGCCCAUGCCUCUACCAGUGCAUUGCCACUCUCAAAGGUAACUCAUCCUAUGUCUCCAGCCUCGCCGUCGAUGGUGACUCGCUCUACAUAGCCUCGUCGGAUGGCCACCUCAGGCUGUGGCCGCUGGACAUGGCCAUGGACGCACAACGAGCCGAGCAGUCCAGCUCUACGGUUGCAGUCACCAACAGUUCCAUAAAGUGUGUCAUCGCCACCGGCAACGGCGGCCUCGUCAGCUCGCACCAGGACGGCAAGAUCAGGGUGUGGCAUCCCGCCGCCCGGAGGAACGGCCACCUCGCCCUGCGCACCGUCCUGCCGACCGCCGCCGACCGCCUGCGCACGUUCCUGUUCCCCGGCAGCUACGUGGAGGUCCGGCGGCACCGGAAGCGCACCUGGGUGCACCACGCCGACGCGGUCGCCGCGCUCGCGCUGUCCCCGGACGGCGCGGAGAUGUACUCCGUGUCGUGGGACCGGAGCCUCAAGGUGUGGCGGCUGCCGAGCCUCCGCUGCGCCCAGUCCGUCGCGGCGGCGCACGGCGACGCCAUCAACGCCGUGGCCGCGUCGGCCGACGGGCACGUGUUCACCGGCUCGGCCGACGGGACGGUCAGGGCGUGGCGGCGCCGCCCAGGGCAGAGGAAGCUCUCGCUGGCCGGCACCAUGGAGCGCCACACGGCGGCGGUGAACGCGCUGGCGCUCGGCGUGGGCGGGACGGUGCUGUACUCCGGCGCGUGCGACCGGUGCGUCGUGGUGUGGGAGUGCUGCGCGGGCGGUGGCGUGGCGGCCGCCGCCGCCGCCACGCUCAGGGGCCACACGAAGGCCGUGCUGUGCCUGGCCGCCGCCGGGGACGUGGUGUGCAGUGGCUCGGCGGACAGGACGGUGAGGGUGUGGAGGAGGGGAGCGGCAGAGGCGGGCUCAACCUACACCUGUCUGGCAGUGCUGGACAGCCAUGCCGGAGCGGUGAAGAGCUUGGCGUUGGUGAGGAAACCGGGAGGUGAUCACGACGACGGCCCGUGCGACGGGUGCUGCUGCUCUGCAGCUCAUGUCUGCAGCGGAUCGCUGGACUGUGACGUGAAGAUUUGGAGAGUGACCGUUUCCUGCUUACGAGUGCCGUAGAGGUGUACCUGUGUGUGAAGAUGAAUACUCUUCGAGCUGACCGAUUCGGUAUUUUUAAAAAGGGUAACAUUCGUUUUUUAAUCCUAAAUUAUCACGAUCGUCCGAUUUU